Messenger RNA from Notolabrus celidotus (New Zealand spotty), 8009 nucleotides. Its product is annotated as CSC1-like protein 2. The transcript has 25 exons. Bases 450 to 2993 code for a protein of 847 amino acids. NCBI's taxonomy places the organism in Eukaryota, Metazoa, Chordata, Actinopteri, Labriformes, Labridae. The record is from RefSeq and is a predicted model, not a curated record. Gene Ontology annotation, molecular function: nucleic acid binding; calcium-activated cation channel activity. Gene Ontology annotation, cellular component: plasma membrane.
UGACAUAUUGUUUUUGUAGUAUCCAUGUGUCGUCUACAUUACGAUGUAACGCCUCUAAGAACACAUGCAACGCGUAUUCGCCAUCACAACUUGUGAAUUCCGAGCCCUCCUGGAGUCAGUGAAGGCAGCGUGAGUGUUCAGUUGGACUGGUCGGGUAAGAGUUGUUAGACUGGCUGACAGACACAACAGAUUAAACUAGUCUUUCAUUACAAACAGCUCUCCUGUUGGUCUGCUCAGCUUUAUACAGCAUCAGUUUAGCCUCGUGGCUUUGGAUAUAACUCACUGAAUUCUGACUUUGUGUGAAAACAAGCUCCAACAUCAGAAAGUCUCCACCUGUUAUUCGCUACAUCGAGCUACAGUGAGCUAACAGCAACGGUUCUGCUGCUAGCUUGUAAGUUUCCUCUCCUGCUGCGUAUCAUUGCUCGGUUGUCAGCAUGCUGCAGUGAGUGAUGCACCGAGUGCUGAUUAUAACAAUGGCCGUCUGGGUCGCGCAAGGAUGCCCCGACUCAGAGAGCUGCCCGACGCAGCCGCCGCUUCGGCCGGGCAACACCUCUCAGGAGUUGUGUUACUCGGCCCGAAUACGCAGCACCGUGCUCCAGGGACUGCCUUUUGGAGGGGUGCCUACUGUCCUAGCUCUUGACUUCAUGUGCUUCUUGAUGCUGCUGUUUGUGUUUUCCUUCCUGAGGAAAGUAGCAUGGGACUACGGGCGCCUGGCUCUAGUGACCGACGCCGACAGAAGAAUGGAUCAGCGGUACAGUCGCCUGGAUGAUCGGGAAUAUGUGGCGUCUGCUUUGACAACAGAGACACCGGAGCGCUACGAGCGGCUCACCUCCGUUUCCAGCUCAGUGGAAUUUGAUCAGAGAGACACAGGCUUCUGCUCCUGGCUAACGGCCAUCUUUCGCAUCAAAGAUGAGGAGAUCAGGGAGAAGUGCGGUGAGGACGCCGUACACUACUUGUCCUUUCAGCGACACAUCAUCGGCCUGCUGGUUGUGGUGGGCGUUCUUUCUGUGGGUAUCAUCAUGCCUGUUAACUUCUCUGGAAACCUACUUGAAAACAAUGCCUACAGUUUCGGGCGAACCACUAUAGCAAAUUUGGACUCAGCUGAUCCUCUUCUGUGGCUGCACACUACGUUUGCGUUCCUGUACCUGUUACUGACGGUGUACAGCAUGCGACGGCACACUUCCAAGAUGCACUACAAGGAGGACGACCUGGUGAAACGCACUUUAUUCGUCAAUGGGAUCUCCAAAUACGCCGAGGAGGCAGAGAUAAAGCAACACUUUGAGCAGGCGUAUGAAAACUGUGUCGUACUGGAAGCUCGUAUCUGUUACAACGUGGCCCGGCUGAUGUAUCUCAACUCUGAAAGGAAGAAGACCGAGCGCAGCAAGAAAUUCUUCUUGGACCUGCAGGCCAAAGAGCACAUAACCACCAUGGUCAAUCCAAAACCCUGUGGACACCUUUGUUGUUGCAUCAUCAAAGGCUGCGAGCAGGAAGAGGCAGUGGGAUACUACACCAAACUGGAGGCACAACUCAAAGAUGACUACAGGAAGGAGAGGGAAAAGGUGAACAGGAAGCCCCUGGGGAUGGCCUUCGUCACCUUCCAGAAUGAGGCCAUCACUGCCAUAAUCUUGAAAGACUACAACGCUUGCAAGUUUCAGGGCUGUCAGUGCCGCCGGGAGCCAAAGAGCUCUCAGUUCAGCGCCAAGCUCCACACGCACAACUGGACCGUCAGCUACGCCCCUGAUCCACAUAACGUCUACUGGGAGCAUCUGUCAGUGGGAGGAGUCUCCUGGUGGCUCCGCUGCUUGAUCAUCAACAUCAUCCUUUUCCUCCUACUCUUCUUCCUCACCACCCCCGCCAUCAUCAUCUCCACCAUGGACAAGUUCAAUGUGACCAAACCAGUGGAGUACCUCAAUAAUCCAAUCAUCACGCAGUUCUUCCCCACCCUCCUCCUGUGGUCCUUCUCAGCUUUACUUCCUACCAUCGUCUACUACUCUGCCUUCUUUGAAGCCCACUGGACCCGGUCUGGAGAGAACAGGACCACAAUGCAUAAAUGCUACACUUUCCUGAUCUUCAUGGUCCUGCUGCUGCCCUCUCUUGGACUCAGCAGUUUGGAUCUCUUCUUCCGCUGGCUUUUUGAUAAAAGCUUCCUGGAGCUUGCAACCGUCAGAUUUCAGUGUGUGUUCCUUCCUGACAAUGGUGCCUUCUUUGUGAACUACGUCAUUGCUUCUGCAUUCAUCGGUAACGCCAUGGAUCUGCUGAGGAUACCCGGUCUACUCAUGUACAUGAUCCGCCUCUUGCUGGCUCGCUCUGCAGCAGAGAGGAGGAACGUGAAGAGGCAUCAAGCCUAUGAGUUCCAGUUCGGGUCGGCGUACGCCUGGAUGAUGUGUGUCUUCACCGUGGUCAUGACCUACAGCAUCACCUGUCCCAUCAUCGUCCCUUUUGGCCUGAUGUACAUGCUACUGAAACACUUGGCAGACCGGUACAACAUGUACUACGCUUAUCUGCCCACUAAACUGGACAAGAAGAUCCAUUCUGGAGCCGUGAACCAAGUGGUGGCUGCUCCCAUCCUCUGCCUCUUCUGGCUCCUCUUCUUCCUCACUGUCCGCUCGGGGUUCAAAGGUGCGACGGCCGUGUUCACGCUCAUAGUUUUGAUCCUCACAAUCAUCAUCUGCCUCUCUCACGUCUGUUUUGGACAUUUUAAAUAUCUCAGUGCUCACAACUACAAGAUCGACAACCAGGUGGACGGCAUCGAGAACGGGCAAGCAGUGUGCAAUUUUGCCUCGGGCAGUGCAGCGCAAAGUUACAUCGCUCAGCAAAGUUACAUCGCUCAGGUGCUUCAAGAGCCGACUCUGGAGGAGGGCGGCUCGGGCAGCGGAGAGGACGACGGCCAGGGGUCCUCGCAGGACGAGGAAAUACUCAAUGUGGAGAACAGUAUGAAUGAGGGCUUCCAGUCCGGCGAGGACAGCCUCAUCGAUCAUGAAGUGCGGAACUGACACUGACCGAGACCUCAACAAAGUCCCUGAGUUGAACCCGAAGACUGCACUGAAUACGGGAAUACAACAAGAACUGAUCCGACAGUUCUCCAAAGCAUCUCAGCCUCCACAGUGGGACUUUACACUAACAUAAGCACACUGUCUACUAAGGAUUUAACGGAUUGUUGCUCAAAGACUCCCUACGUACCUGCAGAGGGAAUCCUCCUCCUGCCCCGAUACAGCCGAGGCACGUCCCAGAAACCUGCACACGGACCCAAGAGAAGAGACACUACUGUACGAAUGAAGAAGCUGCCUCGUCUGUGAGGGGGAGUGAUAUCUGUCUGUAGUCCUUAACAAUAUUGCACUUGAAAAAGAGAACCUGUCCUAUAAGCUCGAGUUUCACUGAGGUACUGUUGUACAGCAUGCCUUCCAGUUCAAAGGGUGGAGGUUACUCUCCUUUAAUCCUUUGCUUCUCUAAUUGUCUGCACUACUUUCUCUGUGGAAGCAGCCGGAGUGAGAGAACCGGCAGAUAGCUUUGUAAAUGCAGAAGCGAUGGUCUCAAUACUGUUCUUCCAAUUCCACGAAAAGCCUUCCAAAACAAAAAGGACAAAAAUCAUUGCUACUAACACUCCUCGAUGCUCUGACACUGUGGUAUUUAUUUUAGCACGUUUGAUGCUCCCCCCCCAAACUGUGGAAGAAGAUAACUCACAUGUUGGCACACUACAUUACUAAGACUCGGUGCGUUUGGUCUCAGAGGAGCCUCAGCCUGUUGGGACUGCUGUCGGACUGCUGCUACUGAAGCUGACUGAGUCAGGGAAGCGUUUGCACGGCUGCUGCUGCAGGAGGAGGACUGCAGGCCUGGUGCCUGCUGCUCCUCUGUGCUGCUCAGAGAGAGAGAGAGAGAGAGAGGGAGAGAAAGAGGGAGAGAGGGAGAGAGAGAGAGAGGGAGAGAGAGGGAGGCGGUUUGGGUGUUUUUUUUUCCUGGGUCAGUUUCAGCUGAUACUCAUCGUGACUGGUUCUCUUUAUCUGUUGUUCUCAUGUGUAUUGUUUUUGUUUGUUUACGUCUCUAUGCAGAGAUUUUGGAAAUAGCGUUCAGUUUCUGCGCCGCCUGAUGAGAUGAUUCACAUCGUCUCGCUCGGCGCUCCGUCUUUAAUGUGGUUUAGAAACGUGGUGUGAUGUAGCCUCGUGUCCCGGUGGUCAGUGAGCGUUGUUACACCUUCCACUCUGCGAGGACUCUUUGCUAGUUUUAGAUUAUUGAACUUGACGACAUAUCGAUCCUUACUCAAGACAGAUGCUCAUUUUAAAACUUCCUGUUUGAUACAACGACACUGUAAACUCCUACAAACAAGACAAGAACAUGUUCCACUCAUUCUUCCACUUCCCAGCGUCGUCAGACCUCUGGCAGUGCAAUAAGUCUGUACCACUACACACACCUGAUGAGACGUUUGGAGGGGUAGUGCUCGAUUUUAGAAGCAACACCGACUCACAAACUAAGCUGUGCAACACUUCAGACAGGGUGUGGAGCUUAGCAUGCUUCAGACACUCACCUGAAAUGAUCCUCAUCAGUCUGAGAGCGUGUUAUAUAUAUUUUUUAUUGCUCCCAAAGAAAAACACUUUGUCCCAUUCCUCUGUGGUGUUCAUCAUAUUUAGGUGUCUGGAGUACGUUCGGCUUCAAACCCUGUCUACACUACGGUGCCUUGAAUACGCCGUCAUCCCCUCCUUCAAGCAGUGAUUCAAAAAAGGAUGAUUUCAUGUUUUAACACUUGAAAGCAGCCCAAAAAUAGAGACAGCUGUCCUUCACUUAACCUGCAGGAAUAAGUAGUUCCUCACUGAAAUGUGUGGGAUGUCUCCAUCAGCUGUUUUGGCCUGUAAUCCGAUCCUUUUAAUAUCGAGUAUCGGCCGAUACGAAGUCCUGAUCUGACACUUAUAUCUGCUGAGAUAAGUAAACAUAGACGUCUUCAGCUUAUCCUAAAAGUAGAGGAAUCCAUCCAGGAUGUGGUGACGCUCUGCAAACAUCAGAGCUCCAGAUGUCUGUUGUAAAAGUAGAAGCUGUCACAUCAUGUUUUAUAACACCUGGUAUGUUGCCGUGGACUUUGCUGCACAGCGUCAGGGAGGAGGAAGGAGGAGACGAGCUGGUUGUGCAAAGCGAUGAAAUCCACCUUCUCUGGCAGACUUCUGGGCGCUCUCCAGGAUCCAGAGUUGAUUGUUUGGGCACCUCUGAUGCUUUAAUGAGCGUCCCACACCCUGUGUCACGUUCCUUUUUGCAGCUCUUCUUCUGCAGCCGCCUCACAUCCCGAUCAGGUUGUGUGAGUGAUGCUGAGUCACCAAGUUACUCGUUUGCAUUCUGCCUCAUGUUGCGCUCGGUCCAAACAGGGCGAGAUGAUCGGCUCUGAUCUGAUGGUUGAGAUCCGGAUUAGGACAUCUGUAGUUUCAGAUUAAAGCUAGUUUAAACAUUCAGAUUAUUCUGUGCUAAUUGAAUCCAUGCAACCACAAUAAAAUCCAUUUAAAUGUGAAGUUGUGACAUGAUAUCUUGGGGAUGAUCACUGACCUCGAGGCUCUGCACAGCAGCUUAGUUUCUGAGUCGGUGCUGCAGCUUCUCCAAACUACCACACCAUCUCAACAGAAAAACUUCAGACUGUCCCUUUAAAACCCUAAAAUACAAACUUAACUGACCGUGCGAGGAAAUCUAGAAACACACACGCCCACUUAAAGACUUCCCCUCCAGUCCGUCAGAGUGGACCGAGUCCUGUUCUUAGACCUCUAUGAGAAAGCUGCUGCUCAGAGGACCACUGUGGGAAGAGUUCACUAACCUGAUCUUCACUUCUAUGAUUGACAAAGAAGGGCACGCCACUGUGAGUGAUGACGGGCACGCCACUGUGAGUGAUGACGGGCACGCCACUGUGAGUGAUGACGGGCACGCCACUGUGAGUGAUGACGGGCACGCCACUGUGAGUGAUGACGGGCACGCCACUGUGAGUGAUGACGAAGCUCCAGAGUUCUCCUCCUCCUCCUGAUAAAAGCAUCACCUCAUCAUGUUGGGACGGGCGAGUCCUGUGGGACACGUUUGGGUUGGGGCGCACUUCUCGUCAUGACGCGGUGAUUUUAUAUUUUAUACCUCCUCAGUUUUUUUUAUACCUCUGAGAAGUCUUGAACUCUCUGAAUGUGCUCUGUGAUGAUAACAUAAACGUUCCAGCUCUGAGGAGAUUCUUCAUGUUCUCGUCUGUUCCACUGAAGCGUCUCACGAUCACACGAGAGAAAAACUCGGCUCUGUGUUUCUGAAUUAACGACAUGUCUCUAUAGGAACAUCCUGAUAACACGUCAAGGCCACACGAGGAAGUAAACACGCCCCUAGUGUUCAGUUUCAUCCAGAUUAUUUUAUUCAGAUAUCACUAAUUCAUUAAUUCAGAAAUUCCAAUGUAUUUAAUUCGGAAAUUCAGGAAUUCCGAUAUAAUUAAGUCAUUAAUUCAGAAAUUCCGAUAUAACUCAUUUGUUAAUCUAGAUAUUCCGAUCUAUUUAAUUCGUUAAUUCCGAAAUUCCAAGAUAAUAAAUUCGUUAAUUCCGAAAUUCCAAGAUCAUAAAUUUGUUAAUUCAGAAUUCCGAGAUAAUUAAUUCGAAAAUUCAGAAAUUCCGAUAUAACUAAUUCGGAAAUUCAGAAUUUCCGAUAUCACUAAUUCGUUAAUUCAGAAAUUCCAAGAUAUUUAAUUCGGAAAUUCCAAGAUAAUUAACUCGUUAAUUCAGAAAUUCCGAUAUAAUUAACUCGUUAAUUCAGAAAUUCCGAUAUAAUUAAUUCGUUAAUUCAGAAAUUCCGAUAUAAUUAAUUCGUCAAUUCAGAAAUUCCGAUAUAACUAAUUUGUUGAUUUAGAAUUCCGAUCUAUUUCAUUCAUUAAUUCCGAAAUUCCAAGGUAAUAAAUUCGUUAAUUCCGAAAUUCCAAGAUAAUAAAUUCGUUAAUUCCGAAAUUCCAAGAUAAUAAAUUCUUUAAUUCCGAAAUUCCAAGAUAAUAAAUUUGUUAAUUCAGAAUUCCGAGAUAAUUAAUUCGGAAAUUCAGAAUUUCCGAUAUCACUAAUUCUUUAAUUCAGAAUUUCCGAUAUCACUAAUUCGUUAAUUCGGAAAUUCCGAUAUAUUUAAUUCGGAAAUUCCAAGAUAAUUAACUUGUUAAUUCGGAAAUUCCGAUAUAUUUAAUUCGGAAAUUCUAAGAUAAUUAACUUGUUAAUUCUGAAAUUCCGAUAUAUUUAAUUUGUUAAUUCAUAAUUCCGAUAUAUUUAAUUUGUUAAUUCAUAAUUCCGAUAUAUUUAAUUUGUUAAUUCAUAAUUCCGAUAUAUUUAAUUUGUUAAUUCAUAAUUCCGAUAUAUUUAAUUCGUUAAUUCUGAAAUUCCGAUAUAUUUAAUUCGUUAAUUCUGAAAUUCCGAUCUAUUUAAUUUGUUAAUUCAUAUCCGAUCUAUUUAAUUCGUUAAUUCAUAAUUCCGAUCUAUUUAAUUGGUUAAUCCAGAGAAACAGAGCAGAGUGUAUUUCCUCAUGUGAACCCUUCAGUCCUGUUAAGUGUCUAAGCGCUGAAUGUAGAUUCAUCCUUUUGUAAACAUUAAAGUGGCUUAAAGCAUCAAACAGUGUGACGCUGUAUUUACAGCUCUAAAGGGCAGUUCACCUGUUAACCUGAAAUUUUAUACUCUAACAAAACUCACCAUCGUCCUCGAACACGUCGUGGCAUUUCAUUGGAGUACUGUCAGCCUGCUGUUUGCCGUCUUUUGAGUCCAGGUUCCUCCUCGUGAAGCUUCUUACUUUCUGUUGUCUCAUUAGAUCUGUAAAGACGGCGGGACUCACUGGAAAUAAAAGGAGCGCUCUGAUUCGCUGAAGCAGAAUGUGUUCCUGUGAGCGCUGCCUCUCUUAGUGUGACAGUUUUCUACAGAGGCAGCGUUCCUCCACCUCAUUUUUUUCAUUUUUUCCAAAAGGGCCGUUUGUAAUAAGGAUAUAUCAUGUGUAUAUAUCUUCACUUCUCCCCUCAGCUCUUUGAAAAAUAAAUCUGUAUGUAAUCAAAAUGUCAA